This is a messenger RNA of Mesocricetus auratus (golden hamster), 1399 nucleotides long. RefSeq names its product cell division cycle 123 (gene Cdc123). The record is from RefSeq and is a predicted model, not a curated record. Bases 137 to 1147 code for a protein of 336 amino acids. The transcript has 13 exons. NCBI's taxonomy places the organism in Eukaryota, Metazoa, Chordata, Mammalia, Rodentia, Cricetidae. Gene Ontology annotation, cellular component: cytoplasm.
ACCUCCUGGCUUUUACGGACCGGAAGAGUUAUUUCAUCAAAACCGCUCGGCGGGCACUUCCGGAAGUCUUACGUCGGGUUCCGGGAGAGUGCUGGCGGGAGAGGAGAAAGGCAGCGAUUGACGCGGCAGGUGGAGGAUGAAGAAGGAGCAUGUUAGUCACUGUCAGUUCUCCGCCUGGUACCCGCUCUUCCGAAGCAUUACCAUCAAGAGUGUCAUUCUCCCGCUUCCUCAGAAUGUGAAAGACUAUUUACUCGACGAUGGGACUCUGGUGGUUUCUGGAAGGGAAGAUCCACCAACAAGUUCCCAGCCAGACAGUGAUAAUGAAGCGGAAGAAACACAGUGGUCCGAUGAUGAGAGCACAGCCACACUUACAGCACCAGAGUUUCCUGAGUUCAACACUCAAGUCCAAGAAGCUAUCAAUUUGCUUGGGGGUAGUGUCUUCCCUAAGCUUAACUGGAGUGCCCCAAGGGAUGCAUACUGGAUAGCAAUGAAUAGUUCUCUGAAGUGUAAAACCCUCAGUGACAUCUUCCUGCUUUUCAAGAGUUCUGAUUUCAUCACUCGUGACUUCACACAGCCAUUCAUCCAUUGUACUGAUGAUUCUCCAGAUCCUUGUAUAGAAUACGAGCUUGUCCUCCGAAAAUGGUGUGAAUUAAUUCCUGGGGCUGAAUUCCGAUGUUUUGUCAAGGAAAACAAGCUUAUUGGUAUUUCUCAGCGGGACUACACGCAAUACUAUGAUCAUAUUUCUAAACAAAAAGAAGAAAUUUGCAGAUGCAUUCAAGACUUUUUCAAGGAACACAUACAGUAUAAGUUCUUGGAUGAAGACUUUGUGUUCGAUAUAUACAGAGACAGUAGGGGGAAGGUGUGGCUGAUUGACUUUAAUCCAUUUGGGGAAGUCACAGACUCACUGUUGUUUAGUUGGGAAGACCUGACAUCUGAGAACAACCUAAGAGGUGACCUCAGUGAAGAGGAUGCUCAGGAGCAGGAUUCUCCAGCUUUCCGCUGCACAAACAGUGAGGUCACAGUGCAGCCCAGCCCCUAUCUGAGCUAUCGACUGCCCAAGGACUUCGUGGACCUCUCCACCGGGGAAGACGUUCACAAGCUCAUAGAUUUUCUUAAGCUGAAAAGAAAUCAGCAAGAGGAUGACUGAGUGCUGCUCUGAGAAUAAGUAGAAGAGAGAACACAGCUACUCCAGGAGGCUGUGUAUAGAACAUAACUUCCCGGUGAUCCAAACUAGGUAGAGGUGGGGUGUGCAGUAUGCAAAAUCAUCAGUUUUUAUAUCCAUGUAUAUUCACUUCGGAAAAGAUGGAGGAACUUUGGUACUUGUAAAAAAUAAGUAAACAAAUAGAUCUUAAACAUAAGGAAGCAUACUGUUCUGAUAAUAAAAUAACUUUCUAUGAAA